AUGAGCGACCCCCUCCCCUCCAUAACCGGCACCUCUACAACCCCCAUCUCAAUCCUCCUCAUCAACCCCAACGGCACCUCCUCCAUGACCUCCGCCUGUCUCCGCUCCCUCGAAUCAACUCUCCCACCCCACUGCACCGUAACCGGCUUCACAACCCCCCACCCCACCCCCUCCGCCAUCGAAGGCCACCUCGACGGCGUCCUCUCCGCCGCGGCAGCCCUCCGCGCCGUCAUCCCCAUCGCGCACUCCUACGACGCCUUCCUCGUCGCCUGUUUCAGCGCACACCCGCUCAUAAACGCGUUGCGCGAGGAGGUGCGGGGCCCGGUGAUUGGCAUCAUGGAGGCGGCGUUGUAUGCGUCGCGGAUGUUAGGCGGGCGGUUGGGUGUUGUGGCGACGGGGGGACGGAGUAAGGUUAUGCAUGAGGAUGCGAUAAGGAUGUAUGGGUUUGAGGGGUAUAGUGUGGGUUGUGAGACGACGAAUUUGGGGGUGUUGGAGUUGGAGAGGUUGCCGAGGGAGAAGGUGUUGGGGCUUGUGGGGGAGGCGGCUAGGAGGUUGGUGUACGAGAAGGGCGCGGAUUGUAUUGCGUUGGGGUGUGCGGGGAUGACGGAGAUGAAGGUUAAGUGUGAGGAGGUUGUGGAGGUGGAGAGUGCGAGGGCGCAGGUAGUGGAUGGGGUUGGGGUUGGGGUGCAGUUGUUGAUUGGGUUGGUGAGGGAGGGACAUGUUACUGCGAAGGGGGGUGUAUAUAGGAGUAGUAAGGACGGGAGGGAAGCUAGGGGGCAGGAGUGGUUGUGA
Molecule: messenger RNA, 792 nt
Organism: Glarea lozoyensis ATCC 20868
Lineage: Eukaryota; Fungi; Ascomycota; Leotiomycetes; Helotiales; Helotiaceae
Exons: 1
Coding region: 1-792 (263 amino acids)
Source: RefSeq, a predicted model, not a curated record